Messenger RNA from Patiria miniata (bat star), 1059 nucleotides. Its product is annotated as histamine N-methyltransferase-like. The record is from RefSeq and is a predicted model, not a curated record. The coding region runs from base 34 to 1017 and encodes 327 amino acids. Lineage: Eukaryota; Metazoa; Echinodermata; Asteroidea; Valvatida; Asterinidae. The transcript is spliced from 4 exons.
UCAGUGUCAAGGGUCAAUUUGUUUGUUUACCAGAUGUACAUGUACGUGAAAACUGUUGAACUACUGCGCUUGCAGGACGCUUACGGUUGUCACGCUGAAACUAAAUCCAGAAGGGAAGAGAACAUGGAAACGAAAUCACUGCCGAGUCUGUUCAACAACCAGGACCACUAUGAUAAGGCUUACAAAGUCUUCUGCGCUCGGACUGCCAAAUUCAAGACGUACUGUGACUGGGUGGACGGUGUGUUUAGCGAGGCGGUGGUUGGUAGGCUCCAGGUCACACUGGACGGAGAAGAAGAGCUACGGGUCAUGGGAGUAGGCAGUGGGUCAGGUGAGAUUGAUUGUUUGAUGUUGGAGCAGCUCAAAAAGCGUUUCCCACUCAUCAAUAAUCGUGUAGUUGACCCUUCUCAGAAGUUGCUAGUCCAAUACAAGGCUUUUGCUCAAACGAAGGCUCACCAGCUACACGGUGUUAAGUUUGACUUUCGGCAGCAGACUAUUGAGCAAUACCAAGAGGCGGGAGAUGGUACCAAGUUCCAUUUCAUCAGCGCAGUUCACUCCAUGUACUACGUGGACAACUUUGAUAGCUCCGUGAUGUAUCUGUACGACCUACUGAUCCCAGGAGGAGCAUUGCUUGUGAUCCUAAAGCCAGAAAGCAGCGGAUGGCAGCGAUUUCUGGACCGCUUUCCUCACCUUUAUGGUCGGGCCUGUUGUGACCUACAAGUAACUUCGAGGGAUUUACUCAAUUUAUUGGACCGCCGUGGCAUCCCGUACACGCAGCACCACCAACCCACGAGCUGCGACAUCACCAAGUGCUUCGACGAAGCUUCUGAGGAAGGCAGCCUGCUGGUGGAUUUCCUGACUCAAACCGUUCACUUCAAGGAGGCGGCGGCCGAAGACGUACAGAGAUCCAUGAUGGAGUAUCUUGCAAGCAGCGACUUAUCCGAGAGGAAAAAUGACGCCAUACUGCUGACCAUUGGCUGGGAUGCAGUAGUAAUAAUUAAGCAACAAGAAUUCAAUUAAUUUUAUCAAAAAUAAUCAAGCCACUAUACAAAUAUGACAUUU